CUAGGCAGGCAGGAAAGCACGACGCCUUGGCUGCUGUCUGCCCUGCACGCGCUCACGAACAAACGGACAAACGAAAGCAUCGCGCACGCGCGCCCACACGCUCAGGAAGAGGGAAAAGAGGAAGAGGUGAGAUGACGCUCACGGUACGCUACUCCACGCCACAGCAAGCACACACACACUCCGCAUUCGCUCAGGCAGCACACACCCAACCAUCCACUAUUCACAUAACUACUGUAUGUAAGCAAGUAACCCGCUCAUCCGCAAGCCUGCAUUCUGUGCCAUAUGUAAGCCGUCCCUCCAGCCACCCAGCCAUCCAGCCAUCCAGCCAUCCAACGCAAAACCUCGCAUCCUCUCCCGCCUCCCCUCUACUCCCCUCUACUCGCCAUCCCCACCCGCACGCCCGCCCGCACGCAUGCACACUCCUACAGAUGCACGUGCAAACAGCACCACCGAGCAACCAAGCCCCAGCACCCAGACCCAGCCAAAAACAAAACAAAAGAGCCCAACUAAUCACGCGCGCGCGCGCGCCUGCACCCACAAGCCGACAAUCUGCCCGCCAUGCCAGGAAGGAAGAAAGACGGAAAGGAAGAAAGCAAGCAAGCAAGCAGGCCAAGCAAGCCAUGCACCGCGCAUUUGCAUAAUACCCUUUGCUUACCAUCAGCAGAGCGGAAUCACGACAAUGACGGAAAGGAAAGAAGGAAAGAAAGACCAAAAAAAGCGCCAUCGUAUCAUAUCAUGGUAUCAUCAGCCAACAAACCAAGAAGCCGGC
This is a messenger RNA of Aplosporella prunicola CBS 121167, 769 nucleotides long. RefSeq lists its product as uncharacterized. The record is from RefSeq and is a predicted model, not a curated record. The transcript has a single exon. NCBI's taxonomy places the organism in Eukaryota, Fungi, Ascomycota, Dothideomycetes, Botryosphaeriales, Aplosporellaceae. Bases 132 to 641 code for a protein of 169 amino acids.